Melitaea cinxia (Glanville fritillary) is the source of this 3249-nucleotide messenger RNA. RefSeq names its product delta and Notch-like epidermal growth factor-related receptor (gene wry). The record is from RefSeq and is a predicted model, not a curated record. Gene Ontology annotation, biological process: heterophilic cell-cell adhesion; establishment or maintenance of epithelial cell apical/basal polarity. The transcript is spliced from 11 exons. The coding region runs from base 1 to 2154 and encodes 717 amino acids. Gene Ontology annotation, cellular component: protein-containing complex; plasma membrane. Gene Ontology annotation, molecular function: calcium ion binding. Lineage: Eukaryota; Metazoa; Arthropoda; Insecta; Lepidoptera; Nymphalidae.
AUGUUUUAUACGACGAACAUUGUGCCAAUUUCGAUAUUAAUUUUUUCGAUUAUUGGAAACUGUUUAUGUGAUGCUAAAUUGAACUCUUCAAAAGAUGUCAAUGUGCCACCUACAUCGUCAGCUCCGACGACGACGUUAUUAUCCACCGAAGUAGACUAUUCCACAAAGUCUAGUAUAAAGCUAUUACAGACUUCGCUAAACUCACUCGCUCUAACAACAAAAGAGGAUGCUAAAACAACGACCAGAACCGUUACUACCGAGAACCCGACCACGGUUCGCAAAGUAACGACUCAAGUGUAUGCAAGCACAAAAGGCUCGCUGAAAAGUGCAAGAAGGCAAAAGUUAAACACUACAUCUAGUGCACUCGGGAACGUUGUACAUACUUCAACGCGGUUACAAGACCGCCUCGGGGCUUUAGACUGCGAUCUACCCGUGCUGCCGAGAGAGUCGCGUUUGUGGCGAGGAAAUGAGACUCACGAGCUUAAUUUACCUGUCACGAUCUCGGAGGAAUGUAUGGGCGGACGCGGUGGAAGUGAUGAGGACUGUUCACCUGUUAUCGUGUCGUGGGAGGGAUCUGCUGACAUUCAAAGUGGAGAUAUUCUUAUCGUUCGCAUCGCCUACUUUACCCCGGUCGACACUUUGGUCCACGUCGAUGGUGCGAACGAAACUACUGACGCGAACACUUCACACAACGAGGACAGAUCACACCAUUUUAUCCUACAACCUGCAGUGUAUCAGGUAACGCGGCAAGGUCACGAGCACUGUGACGUGUCAGAUGGGAUGCUACUUGACAUUACACCACUCGAUGAAAAGUCGGCCAAAAUUUUUACUCUCUACGAUAAGGAUCUCACAGAAGGCGUUAAUUUACUAAUAGUUGUCUCAGAAAACUGGGGAUCCCAAUGUAUCCGUCUAAAAGUAACCGUAAAAUCGGAUAACUGUGGUGAGUCUCAAGACUGUUCUGGAAAAGGAGUUUGUUAUACCAACGUUUCUAUGGAAGGUUACGAGUGUCAGUGUUGCCUAGGAUACGUUGGGCAGCAUUGUGAGGACAGGGACGUAUGCUAUCCAUCACCGUGUUUGAAUAAUGGUAUAUGUGUCGACCUCACGCAACCUCAAAAUGGCGCAAACUAUCACUGCUUGUGUCCAUAUGGUUUUACUGGAAGAAAAUGCGAGAAAGACCCGUGCUCCUCAGCUCCAUGUGUCAAUGGCGGAUCGUGUAUGAGUAUGGCGUUAAAUGGCUCUACAACAUUUCACUGUGCGUGCUCUGAAAAAUGGACUGGACCUAACUGCGAAAGCCCCGUUACAGGGGGCGCAUGUGCAUCGAAUCCUUGCAAUAAGGGUAUUUGCGUUGACGAAAUCGAUAAUGAAAAAGAAGGUCCGAAAUAUCGCUGCUUUUGUGAACCAGGAUAUACAGGCGACCAAUGCGAGUUGGAAUACAAUGAAUGUGAAUCGUCACCUUGUGCGAACGGCGGCACGUGCACCGAUCGCGUCGGCAGGUUCGAAUGCUCGUGUGGACGCGGGUACGCCGGCGAUACUUGUCAAUUGAAGGUUGAUCUUUGUAAUCCCAAUCCGUGUCCUGCACAUCGAUACUGUACGGACCAUGGAAACACAUACAGUUGCGAAUGUCCGAGUGGUUUUGUCGGCGAAGAUUGUCAUAUAUCAGCUACGUCGGCUUGUGACAACAAUCCCUGUGCUCAUGGAGGUACAUGUUGGAACGGUGUGGAUUCUUUCUACUGUUCGUGCAGGCCUGGGUAUACUGGAAGAUUAUGUGAAGAGGACUUCAUACUGGAAUCAGUAAUUGAUGGCGAGAGCGAGGCGGCGCAGUCGCGCGGCGGCGGCUCCGUCCGCGAGCUGCGCCUUCCGCUCGGCCUCUACCACGACCGCCUGCACAACGUCUACAUCGCGGCGGGGACGCUCGGCGCGGCCAUCGCCAUAGUUGGCGUUGUGGUGACUGCGUGUCACUGCCGGGUGAACAAGACGUACUCGCGCUUGCUGUCGAGAUUGUCUCGCGUGUCUGAGCAGGGCCCGCCUCACCACUGGCUGCAGGACAAGCGGACGAACGCUGCACCUUUCCAGUCUCCAGCUGCUCUCGACACUACUGACAUGUAUUACACCCUUGACCUCAGCGACAGCCAGAGCUCCCCACUCAUACAAUAGCCAUCACUCGUGAACUGCUCCGACGGGGAACGGUUCAAAAUACAAAUAUAAAUAUCCAGUUGACAUUGUCUUAAUGGUUGGUGUGUUUAAAUGAUAUGCAUUCGAUCGAUUUGAUCGGCUUCAUUCUAUGUGGUACUGGGCGUUCAGGGAAAUUUAUUCGCGUAAAAUUAUAUAAUGCUAUAUGUACUUGUGAUGAUAAGUGUUGUAAAGCAAUAUCUAAAUAUAUGAUGCUUAAACUUAUUAUAAUGUAAUUAAUAUUAUACAUAAUAUACAGAGAGCUCCAUCAGUGCUUGAAAGCUUUGAAUUUGUCAGGUAUUUAUAUAUAGUGAAUUCAAAGGGUAAAACUUCAAAAAAGUAGAGACAGAGAUUUAAUUUUAUAUAACCAGCUAUAAAAUAGUUUAUUUAAAAAUUACUUGUGCUAUAUUUGGUUCACAAAAAAGACAUUUUAUCAAUUAUUAAUGAAAAUCAGAUUUAAUAAAAAUAAUAAUAAAAAACGCGUGAACAAUUUUUUAGUUUAUUAUUGAAAUUGGUAAUAAGUAAAGUUUACUGAAAAGGACUUUGUAAACAACACAUUAUUGUAUUAAUUUUGUUUAAUAUUUCUGGUUAUUAAUGGACACUUAAGUGCCUGCGGAACACAGAAAUAUUUGGGUUUAACACGCCUGAUUAUGAAACGUGUCUGUGUGUAUAAACACUCUACUUAUAAUUGAUCACUAAGAACGUACAAAUAUAGGAGUAAAAUGUCGCAUUCUAUGAAAGAUGUAUAAAAAUUACAAUUCAUAUAUUUUGUUCUGAUAACAUUCAUGUUUUAAAUAAAUGUUAGUGGAUAGUAAUGGAAACGAAAGGACUGACCUUCAACGUAGACGCUUUUACUGUUCUUUGUCUUUCAAUCUCGUUCAAAUUGUCUUCUUAGUCAAAACUUUUAAUAUUGCAAUUGUUUCUUUACUCAGUCUUAGGUGCAAUAGAUUAAGAUCAGACUUUCUCAAUGAUAAAAAAAAAUCUAUUUGUUCUUGACGCUUUCGUGGAUUAAAGCUUUUUUCAUGUAAACUUGCUAUAAUAGUUGUUGUAAAUCGUGAUAAAUAAAAUUUAUUAAACGGA